AUGAAUAGAGAGGAUUUCAUCAAUUUCUCUGGUUUUACUCAACCGGGGCGAAUCAGCCUCCCUAGGGCAUCAACUUCAAGCACAGGCUCAGCCUCCGGAGACUCCAACGCCCAAGAAGGCUUGCUGCCCAUCGCCAACAUCGGGCGUAUCAUGAAGGAGGUGCUGCCGCCGGAGGCCAAGGUGUCGAAGCGCGCCAAGGAGACAAUCCAGGAGUGUGCCACGGAGUUCAUCGGCUUCGUCACCGGCGAGGCCUCGGAGCGGUGCCGGCGGGAGCGUCGCAAGACAGUGAACGGCGACGACAUAUGCCACGCCAUGAGGAGCCUCGGCCUCGACCACUACGCCAGCGCCAUGCACAGGUACCUGCAAAGGUACCGCGAGGGCGAGGAGCUCGCAGCGGCGCUGAACAACCGCGGCAGGUCGCCGCCCCUGCCGGAUGAUGACAUGAUCCAGAUCGACGUCAGGGCCGAGUUGUCCAUCUCCAGGGGCCACGAGAAUCAUGUCAGGAAGUGA
Lolium rigidum is the source of this 510-nucleotide messenger RNA. RefSeq names its product nuclear transcription factor Y subunit B-4-like. Gene Ontology annotation, cellular component: CCAAT-binding factor complex. The coding region runs from base 1 to 510 and encodes 169 amino acids. Gene Ontology annotation, biological process: regulation of transcription by RNA polymerase II. The transcript has a single exon. Gene Ontology annotation, molecular function: RNA polymerase II cis-regulatory region sequence-specific DNA binding; DNA-binding transcription activator activity, RNA polymerase II-specific; protein heterodimerization activity. The record is from RefSeq and is a predicted model, not a curated record. NCBI's taxonomy places the organism in Eukaryota, Viridiplantae, Streptophyta, Magnoliopsida, Poales, Poaceae.